AAAUAAAUAUCUCAUCUGAAUCAGAGAGAGAGAGAGAGACGAAGCUUGGACUCCCAGGGCCAGGAGAGGAGUAGAGGACUAUGGGCGGCGAUCAAUCCUUCUAUGUUCCCGCCAUGGAUUCCGGCCAAGUCCGCCUCAAGGAGCUCGGCUACAAGCAAGAGCUCAAGCGCGAUCUCUCGGUCUUCUCCAAUUUCGCCAUCUCCUUCUCCAUCAUAUCGGUUCUCACGGGUAUCACCACCACCUACAACACCGGCUUGAGGUUCGGCGGCACCGUCACUCUGGUCUACGGAUGGUUCCUGGCCGGCUCCUUCACAAUGUGUGUUGGCUUAUCGAUGGCCGAGAUCUGCUCCUCUUACCCUACCUCCGGCGGUCUCUACUACUGGAGUGCUAUGCUCGCCGGCCCUCGUUGGGCUCCUCUUGCCUCUUGGAUGACCGGCUGGUUCAACAUCGUUGGUCAGUGGGCAGUGACGGCCAGCGUUGACUUCUCUCUCGCACAGCUGAUUCAGGUGAUCGUCCUUCUCUCCACCGGCGGUCGAAACGGCGGUGGAUAUAAAGGAUCAGACUUUGUUGUGAUUGGCAUCCAUGGUGGGAUCCUCUUCAUCCAUGCUCUUCUCAACAGCCUCCCCAUCUCCGUCUUGUCUUUCAUUGGACAGCUUGCUGCUCUCUGGAAUCUCCUCGGGGUUUUGGUGCUCAUGAUUCUGAUUCCUUUGGUUUCUACGGAAAGAGCCACCACUAAGUUUGUCUUCACCAAUUUCAACACUGAUAAUGGCCUCGGCAUCACCAGCUACGCUUACAUAUUCGUUUUGGGGCUCCUCAUGAGCCAGUACACCAUUACAGGGUAUGAUGCCUCUGCCCACAUGACAGAGGAGACGGUCGACGCAGACAAGAACGGGCCAAGAGGAAUUAUCAGUGCAAUUGGGAUAUCAAUUCUGUUUGGAUGGGGUUACAUAUUGGGCAUAAGCUAUGCGGUCACAGACAUACCUUCUCUUCUGAGUGAGACCAACAACUCUGGUGGGUAUGCCAUUGCUGAGAUCUUCUACUUAGCUUUCAAGAAUAGGUUUGGGAGCGGUACUGGUGGAAUCGUGUGCUUAGGCAUUGUUGCGGUUGCUGUGUUUUUCUGCGGCAUGAGCUCUGUCACCAGCAAUUCCAGGAUGGCUUACGCGUUUUCGAGAGAUGGAGCAAUGCCAUUGUCCCCGUUAUGGCAUAAAGUGAACCGCAGAGAGGUCCCCAUCAAUGCGGUUUGGCUCUCUGCUCUCAUAUCAUUUUGUAUGGCCCUCACCUCACUGGGGAGCAUAGUGGCGUUCCAAGCAAUGGUGUCGAUAGCAACGAUUGGACUGUACAUAGCAUACGCAAUCCCGAUUAUUUUGAGAGUGACGCUUGCGCGCAACACCUUCGUGCCAGGACCAUUCAGCCUGGGGAAGUACGGAAUGGUAGUGGGAUGGGUGGCAGUCAUGUGGGUUGUAACCAUAUCAGUCCUCUUCUCCUUGCCCGUGGCAUAUCCCAUAACCGCGGAGACACUCAACUACACUCCGGUGGCAGUGGCUGGUUUGGUGGCCAUAACACUCUCAUAUUGGCUUUUCAGUGCCCGUCACUGGUUUACGGGUCCCGUCUCCAACAUUCUUAGCUGAAACAAAUCGUUGGGGGUUAUUUAUAGUAAAGCCAUUCUUAGCUG
Molecule: messenger RNA, 1672 nt
Organism: Arabidopsis arenosa
Lineage: Eukaryota; Viridiplantae; Streptophyta; Magnoliopsida; Brassicales; Brassicaceae
Source: the annotation of a GenBank genome assembly